UUCCAACCAAUGGGAGAAGGUCGUACGCGGAAGUGUACAUGUCUGUUGACGUGCUUUCCCGCUUGUCACCUCGCCGGUGGAUUUCAGGCUCGCAUGGAAGUUACAUCAGCAGUCGGCGGCCCUGACAGGAGGGCAUUCGGCCAGUUUUCUGUGGGUUCAGUUGGCAGACAUGGUGAGACACCACAGCAUGAUGACGGAGUUACAAGCCUUCAAGCACUCACCCCAGUUUCAGGGCAACUCCCUGGCUGCAAGCCAAGUAGGGCAGUGUUAUGAUGAACAGCCGCACAAUGGGAUGACUUCAGAGGACAAGCAGCACCUGGUUCAACUCCCAGCAGAAGUUGAGCUCAGCCAGAGCGAGCCUUUGAACAUCCCAUAUACAUCCAAACGAAAGAAGAAGAAAAGAUCAAGAGCGACAGACAGCUGCACUAGCACUUUUGAUGACCUGUACAAGUUAACGGAUGAGGUUCUUGGUCAGGGGGCCUUUGCUAAAGUCCAAGGAUGUGUAAGCCUGCAGAAUGGACGGGAGUAUGCUGUGAAGAUCAUUGAAAAGAACGCAGGACACAACCGCAGCCGAGUCUUUCGAGAAGUGGAGACUCUCUACCAGUGUCAAGGAAACAAGAACAUUCUGGAAUUGAUUGAGUUCUUUGAAGACCACACUUGCUUUUAUUUGGUGUUUGAAAAGUUGCGAGGAGGCUCCAUUCUUACGCACAUCCAGAACCGGAAGCACUUUGACGAGCUGGAGGCCAGCAAGGUUGUACGCGACAUCGCCCAAGCUCUCAACUUUUUACACACAAAGGGUAUUGCUCACAGAGACCUCAAACUGGAAAAUAUCCUUUGUGAAAACACUGAUCAAGUGUCACCAGUUAUGAUCUGUGACUUUGACCUGGGAAGUGGCGUGAAACUCAGCAGCGCCUGCAUGCCAAUAACCACUCCUGAGCUUACUACGCCGUGCGGCUCCGCAGAAUACAUGGCUCCUGAAGUGGUGGAGGUGUUCACUGAUGAAGCGUCCUUCUACGACAAGCGCUGUGACCUGUGGAGCCUCGGGGUCAUCCUCUACAUCCUGUUAAGUGGCAGCCCCCCUUUUACGGGCCACUGUGGCAGCGACUGCGGGUGGGACCGGGGGGAAAUAUGCCGCACGUGUCAGAGUCACCUGUUCGAGAGCAUUCAGCAGGGCAAGUACGAGUUUCCUGACAAGGACUGGGCUCACAUCUCACACGCAGCCAAGGAUCUCAUCACCAAGCUGUUGGUGCGAGACGCCAUGCUGCGCCUCAGUGCGGCUCAGGUCCUCCUGCACCCUUGGGUCCAGGGGAACGCACCAGAGAGAGGUCUUCCAACUCCUCAAGCCCUACAGAGGAACAGCAGCACCAAAGACCUGAGCCUGUUUGCAGCAGAAGCCAUCGCCUUCCACAGGCAGCUCUCUCAGCACGAGCAGCAGCAGGAGGACUCGGCCGUGGCAGUGGUUUGUUCCAUGAGGCUUUCUCCUCCGUCCAACUCCAGACUGGCUCGCAGGAGGGCACAGUCCAUCGCCCUGCGCACCACAGACCACACUUCUCAACUCACGGCCUGAAAGCCUCCUGCUCAUCCUGCUUUUAGACCUUUUGGAUCCUCUGUGUUUUUAGCAGCCUCUUAUCACUUGGCAGUUCUUCCUCUUGGCUAGAGUCCGGACUUGUAUCCAGGAUGCACGAAACCCUUCCCCCCACACCAGAGACUUAAAGUUACAUUUGAUCUUACCACAGUUUUAAUUUUCUUACCUUUUUUAUUUGUUCUUUUAUGAAGCCUAUCCCAGCAUGUGAAGUGUUUCCAAUCAUUAACUUUUCUCAAGCUAUUUUCAGAAAAGCUGAAAGCUGACACAAACUACCUGGAGCACUGAUGUACUUUAAACCUGCUUGACUCUAGAAGGCGUUUACACUUCACCUGCUUUGUGUGCGCUCUUUAUUUACCUCUUGAAGAGACCAGAGGAACCUCAAAGUCAGUGAGACGACCUUUUCUGUCUUCCAACUUUAAAUAUGUCCACAGGUCAUUUAAAUAAUUACUUUAUAUAGAAUGAUGAAAAAGGGUUACUGGUUUUUAUUUUUAUAUGCUUUUUAUUGGUGUCUUGUUCAGUCUGUUUGUUGCGAGUGUACCAAGAAUGAGAGUAUUAUAUUGUAUCACUUUCCUUUGUCAUGAGCCCAUGUUCGUGUUUCCACCUGGUUGCCAUGGACACAACAUCUCUAUAGCAACAACUCGCUGCCUAAAAGUGCAAUAGCAAUUAUUUGUUAGACGAAUAGCCUUUUAUCAAACAUGUUUAAUCACCAUUAAGUAAAGUGAGAUCAGUAUGCUGUAAAACGGAGGGAGGACGUCUUCCAUUUAUAUUUUACAAAUUGUCAUCAUGCAUAAAGUAAGCUCUUUGGAGCAUAUUUUUACUGGUCAAUAAACAAUAUCCUUUAUUACU
Messenger RNA from Entelurus aequoreus (snake pipefish), 2431 nucleotides. It is a transcript of the gene mknk1, whose product is annotated as MAPK interacting serine/threonine kinase 1. Gene Ontology annotation, biological process: protein autophosphorylation; peptidyl-serine phosphorylation; intracellular signal transduction. Lineage: Eukaryota; Metazoa; Chordata; Actinopteri; Syngnathiformes; Syngnathidae. Bases 170 to 1567 code for a protein of 465 amino acids. Gene Ontology annotation, molecular function: calcium-dependent protein serine/threonine kinase activity; calmodulin binding; calcium/calmodulin-dependent protein kinase activity. The transcript has 14 exons. The record is from RefSeq and is a predicted model, not a curated record. Gene Ontology annotation, cellular component: nucleus; cytoplasm.